Messenger RNA from Pseudo-nitzschia multistriata, 2397 nucleotides. Lineage: Eukaryota; Bacillariophyta; Bacillariophyceae; Bacillariales; Bacillariaceae. The record is from the annotation of a GenBank genome assembly.
AGUUACUGUAAAAAAAUUAUAAUUGUAGUAUUUUCUUUGAURAAGCUAGGAUGACCACUUCUUAUAACCUGGAAAGUUUCACUAGSUCUGAUCUCUAGCUUCGAUCAAAAUCGAGUUUAUUGCAACAUGGGGAGGUGCCGUCAGAAUCGUAAUGACGGCGUUCGCGACAUCUUCCGGAUCCAACAGGUUUUCUCGAGUGAAUCCUUCACCGACGGGUUUUCCAAUAGCAACACCCAUUUCAUCCGCGGCUUCGCUAUCUGUGUUUUUCAAAAUAAGCUCCGUUCCUUUUACGUCUCCGGGCUGAAUAGUGUGUAGUGUGACUCCGGUGCCCACCAAUUCCCGUCUCGUUAUUUCCGUCACGGUUUCUACGAAUCUCUUGCUGGCACAAUAGACGGCAAGGUUUUUAAAAUCACGCACACCGGCGUCACUGCUGAUGGUGAUAAUUUUUCCUUUCUUCGCUUCCACCAUUUUGGGGAUGACGGCUCCCAUGCAAUUGGUAGGACCCCUGCAAUUUACAUCGAUGGUCUGGUCCCAUUGAUCCAUCAUGACAUUCUUCAUCUGGGUAAAAUACAUUACGCCGGAGCAGCAGAUCAUCGCGUCGACAGAUGCAGACGCAUAUUUUUCGCAGGCCUUGGCGCACAGGUUUUGAACGGACUCUCGGGACGUAACAUCGCAUUCCACCGCGAGGAUAUCUCCCCCAGAMUCGGGGUAUUUCUCCUUGCAUAUCUGGGCAACCUCUUCGAGUUUUCCUAGACGACGGGCCCCAAUGCAGACGUUUGCGCCCGCGCGAAAGAGUCCUUCGGCGAUCGAGGCUCCGAUUCCGGAACUAGCACCUAUGAGGCAAAUGACUUGGUUGGAUAACAUGUUGUUGGAAAUGCUUUUCGUUGAUGUAAUUUGAGAAGUGAGCUGCAUUCGUUUGGUGGGAGAGAAAAGGAGCCUGGAGAAGCAGGGGUUCUAAAUUCAUGACCCCUGGAGAAAAAACAACGUACGAUACUGUACGCUACGGUACGGGAACUCUUGAUCACCUCAUACCCAGUCGUAKCGUAUCGGCAGGUCAUUCAGUAAAAACCAUAAGUACCGUACGUACCGUGCUUGCGAAUGUCCCCGUCGUCAUUUUUUUAACGAAAUAGUUUCGUGUAGCGUACGUACGGUACGGUACUGUAUUACUGUAUUACUGUAUUCAUACUUUAAACUACAGUACAGUACGUACGGGUAAUACGUACCAAGUACUAUUCGGGUUUUUGGUUCAAAAGAUUUCUGCGAAAAAUGAUUUGGUAGAAACGGACGAAGGAAGAACAUCUUGAUUUCAACCACCAAAAACUGCUCUCUUCAUUACAGUUCACGCGGCAUUUCUUCUUUCAUACCGACUCUUUCGGAAAGAAAAAAUCGAAGAAAAAUAAUAGACGUACCCUCUUUUCUCUUGUCGAAGACACAUUGGAGAUACCCGGCCGUUGCUAUCAUUACCAUAGACCCACACCAUGAGACUUCUGACCCACAAUACCAUGCGCAACAAYACAGCCGAGGCGAAAGGUAAAGGCUUUCCGCUGAGGAUCACGGCAGCCGAGGUCAAGGUGAUCGACAAUCCCGACGCGGGCGCUUCGGGCGUGAGAGACAUUAAUUUCGUCAAAAAGAUGCUACCGAUUCUCGAAUGGCCCGCCCUUGUCCAGGCUGCUUCGGAAAUGGGGAUAUCGACGCUACCUACAACGCUCACGACCGACCUGGCAGAAUCCGAACCUUUUUUACAGGCCCUCUAUCACAUACUGAUGAAUGUUCACCUGAUGAAAGGGAUGCUGACCUGCCCUGCAACCGGAAGAGAAUUUCCCGUCACUGAUGGUAUUCCAAACAUGAUGCUCGAGGAAGAAGAGUGCGAACGAGUUCGCCUCUGAGAAGAUGUCGAGAUGACAGACCAACUCUUUGGUUUUAAGUUCACUCGUUUCGGGAACCAUAUUCGGUACAAACAUGUCAAACUCAACGAGGAAUCGUCCCUGUAUUCUCUUUCAGAUAUGACAAAACGACCACUUUCCUUGGACGGGUGAUGUAUUAGACACGAAUACGAUUUGUAGUUGCCUUCGCAUGUCCCAAAAAAAAAUUGACUUCUGCGUUGCACGUCCUGAUAGCUGCCGGGCUCCGGGAAGGAAUAAGGCUUGAUGGUAUCGGUAGUAUUUAGUGAAAGCUGUGUUCGAUGUACUGAAUCAAAAAAGGACUCGCCUGAAUUUUUCCGUUCUUAAUUCUUUACAACAGGAUAAUUUCGAAGAAAAAACUUGGUAAAGAGCUCUAAUUGUACCACGAAUAAGCUGCCAGGAAGAGAAACGAAAUGGAAGCGCCUGACGACUUCGACUAGAAAAGAAAGACAUGCCAGUAAUGCUGACUUCUAACUAAGAAAGAUUUUCAYUUUUU